Messenger RNA from Pteronotus mesoamericanus, 4702 nucleotides. It is a transcript of the gene SFMBT1, whose product is annotated as Scm like with four mbt domains 1. Bases 343 to 2949 code for a protein of 868 amino acids. Lineage: Eukaryota; Metazoa; Chordata; Mammalia; Chiroptera; Mormoopidae. The transcript is spliced from 21 exons. The record is from RefSeq and is a predicted model, not a curated record. Gene Ontology annotation, molecular function: chromatin binding; transcription corepressor activity; histone binding. Gene Ontology annotation, cellular component: nucleus. Gene Ontology annotation, biological process: negative regulation of DNA-templated transcription.
GCCGCCGCCUCCGCCGGAGCGCGGGUGGAGGGGGGCGGGGAGAGCUGCCGGCCGCCCCGCUCCGCCGAGCCCAGCAGGAAGGAGGGCGCGAGCGGGCGAGCGCGGGCGGCGUGAGCGGAAAAAGCGCCCUUGCUGGGGAACGAGAAGAAGGAAAGAAAGAAAGAAAACGAGCGCGAGAGGGGAAAAGGGAGCGAUUGAGGAGCGCGCGCGCGAAAACUCCCGGCAGCACUUUCAUUUGGAUCCUUGGAUGCCCAUUGAUGGUUGCUUGAGACCUGCAAGUAAUCUUCAGAUCAUAGCAGAACUGUAAGGCCUGUUCUUUGGGGAGGAGAUAGUCUGUGUGCUAUGGAAAUGAACGGGGAGCAGCAGCUUGAUGCAGAUGCCGGAUCUGGUGUGGAAGAAGUGGAAUUAAGCUGGGAAGAUUAUCUAGAAGAGACAGGGUCCACAGCAGUUCCUUAUGGAUCUUUUAAACAUGUGGACACACGCUUACAAAAUGGAUUUGCUCCUGGGAUGAAACUGGAGGUGACUGUGAAAACAGAUCCUGAAACUUACUGGGUUGCCACCAUCAUUACUGCCUGUGAGCAGUUGCUCCUCCUCCGCUAUGACGGCUAUGGGGAGGACCGGAGAGCGGACUUCUGGUGUGACAUCAGGAAGACUGACCUCUACCCCAUUGGGUGGUGUCAGCAGAAUAAGAAGACCCUGGAAGCUCCGGAAGGCAUCAGAGAUAAGGUUUCUGAUUGGGAUGAGUUCCUGCGCCAGACUCUGAUAGGAGCAUGUAGUCCUCCUGUUCCGCUGCUAGAGGGCCUCCGUAAUGGGAGGAAUCCUUUAGAUCUUAUUGCUCCAGGUUCCAGGCUAGAAUGUCAAGCUUUCCAGGACUCUUUAAGCGCUUGGAUUGUUACUGUAGUAGAAAACAUUGGGGGAAGGCUGAAGCUACGUUAUGAAGGCCUUGGAAGUUCUGACAAUUUUGAACAUUGGUUGUAUUACUUGGAUCCAUUUCUUCAUCAUGUUGGUUGGGCAGCUCAGCAGGGAUAUGAACUUCAGCCCCCAUUAGCCAUCAGACAUCUCAAAAAUGAAACUGAGUGGCAAGAGAUUUUGGCCAAAGUGAAAGAGGAGGAGGAAGAGCCAUUACCAUCUUACUUAUUUAAGGACAAACAAGCAAUUGGGAUGCAUUCGUUCUCUGUAAAUAUGAAAUUGGAAGCUGUGGAUCCCUGGUCUCCUUUUGGGAUCUCUCCUGCUACAGUUGUUAAGGUUUUUGAUGAGAAGUACUUUCUGGUGGAAAUGGAUGAUUUGCGACCAGAGAAUCAUACAAGGCGAUCUUUUGUGUGUCAUGUCGACAGUCCUGGUAUUUUCCCUGUGCAGUGGAGUCUGAAGAAUGGUUUACACAUUAGCCCCCCUCCUGGCUAUUCAGGCCAGGACUUUGAUUGGGCUGACUACCUCAAACAGUGUGGUGCUGAAGCUGCUCCCCAGAAGUGCUUCCCUCAGUCAAUUUCUGAGCAUGAAUUUAAGGAGAACAUGAAGCUUGAGGCGGUGAACCCCCUUCUUCCUGAGGAAGUGUGUGUUGCCACCGUUACUGCAGUGCGAGGAUCCUACCUGUGGCUCCAGCUGGAGGGUUCUAAGAAGCCCAUACCGGAAUGUAUUGUGAGUGUGGAAUCCAUGGAUAUAUUUCCUUUGGGCUGGUGUGAAACCAAUGGCCAUCCCCUCAGCACUCCUCGUCGAGCACGAGUACAUAAGCAGAGGAAAAUUGCAGUGGUUCAACCUGAAAAACAAAUACCAUCUUCAAGGACUGUCCACGAGGGUUUGAAGAACCAGGAGCUGAACUCCACUGACUCAGUUAUGAUUAAUGGAAAAUAUUGCUGUCCAAAGAUAUACUUCAACCACCGUUGCUUCUCAGGGCCAUACCUUAACAAAGGACGAAUCGCUGAGCUGCCUCAAUGUGUAGGACCUGGGAACUGUGUCCUGGUCCUCAGAGAGGUCCUCACACUACUUAUCAAUGCAGCCUAUAAACCCAGUCGUGUCCUUCGGGAGCUGCAGCUGGACAAAGACUCUGUGUGGCAUGGAUGUGGGGAAGUCCUAAAAGCCAAAUACAAAGGAAAGAGUUAUCGAGCUACUGUUGAAAUAGUGAAAACAGCAGAUCGGGUGACUGAAUUCUGCCGGCAAACGUGUAUCAAAUUGGAAUGCUGUCCCAAUCUGUUCGGUCCACGGAUGGUUCUGGAUAAGUGUUCUGAGAACUGCUCUGUACUUACAAAGACCAAAUACACACACUAUUAUGGAAAGAAGAAAAGUAAAAGAAUUGGGAGGCCACCUGGUGGGCAUAGUAAUUUAGCGUGUGCCCUGAAAAAAGCCAGUAAGAGGAGAAAGAGGCGGAAAAAUGUUUUUGUUCAUAAGAAGAAACGCUCCUCUGCAUCUGUUGAUAAUACCCCAGCGGGCUCUCCCCAGGGAAGUGGGGGUGAAGAUGAGGAUGACCCAGAUGAAGGAGAUGACGAUUCCCUAAGUGAGGGCAGUACUUCUGAGCAGCAGGACGAGCUGCAGGAAGAGUCAGAAAUGUCAGAAAAAAAAUCAUGUUCCUCUUCUCCCACACAAAGUGAGAUAUCCACAUCACUGCCUCCAGACAGACAAAGGAGAAAAAGAGAGCUUCGCACUUUUUCAUUUUCUGAUGAUGAGAAUAAGCCUCCUUCACCAAAGGAAAUAAGGAUUGAAGUUGCUGAAAGGCUUCACCUGGACAGUAACCCCCUGAAAUGGAGUGUAGCAGAUGUGGUGCGGUUCAUCAGAUCCACUGACUGCGCUCCCUUAGCGAGAAUAUUCCUAGACCAGGAAAUUGAUGGGCAGGCCCUGCUGCUCCUUACCCUUCCCACUGUUCAAGAGUGCAUGGACUUAAAAUUAGGCCCUGCCAUCAAACUUUGCCAUCACAUAGAGAGGAUCAAGUUUGCUUUUUAUGAGCAGUUCGCCAACUGAGAAGGACAACCAAAGUAAGCUGUAUCUUUGAAGCACAAAUGCAGCAUAUCCUUCGCCUGCUCUGUCAGUGAAGCUGAAUUAGUCCUGGGGCCCUGGGCCCUGCAGGUGUGGACUUGCUCUCUUUGCACUUUCAGGGAAGGAGGACCCACGGUGAGGAGGCAAAAACUGCACAGAAGUGGCUCUUCUGCCAGUGGAAAUGUGGGCAUCUCUCAUUCAGCAGAUUGCAGUUUUUAAAAAAUAAACGUUGUGAAGACUCACAUAAGAAAAAUAAGCAUUUCCAGUGGUGUGACCUAAACGAAGAAUAAUCUAGGCUGCUGGAAAGCACCCUUUUGGUUGUUUUUGUUCUGUUCCCUCCCAUUGUAGAUUGAACUUUGUUCUCUCCUUUCUCUUUCUUGGAAAGAGAGGACGUAGCUUUAAGUCAGCAACAGUUUGGGACCGUGCCUAAGGCAAAGCAGCGCUUCAUUGUCAUUGUGUUUUUGAGCUUUUUAAAAUUAAAAAGGUUCCUUUUGGGGAUGAUUAUGUGGCUCUAGGAUUUUGAAUGUUCAGUCACACUUUGAUCCAGUUUAAAAUUUGUUUUUAGGAGUUCCUUUGUUAACUACCUCUGUUGUUAAUUGUGUUUGCAGCCAUGUGUGAGGAUUUUUUGUAUGAUGUCAUUUUUAAGCUACAUGAACACUAAAAGUAAGGCAGAAGUUGAGGGGGGGGGGACAUUGUUUUCUCAAAAACAUUGUGUGAGCACUUAUACCAGUUUUUUAACUGACCUGAUCUAAGGACUCCACUGGCAUUGUUUUCCAUCUUGACUCAACUUGGCCUACGUGUUUUAAAAAGUAUCACAAAGAUUGUUGGUAUUUAAGUUUAAUUGUUCUCUCUGCCUUAGUUUUCAGAGGGAUUUAAGUGGCUUUUAUUUUGUGUUUACUUUUCUUCACAGUUGUUGAUCUGUUUCAUCUCUACAGUCCUUACUUUGUCUAAAAAUCAGUAGGUAUAUCUUGGACUCAUGGUUAAGUCCAUUUCCCCUCCUUUCUCCAUGUCUUCAGGCAGAGAGUGUAGAAGCACAACAGAAGAAACAGGUUUUGGGAGGUUAUGCAAAGCAUGGAGCUUCUGUAACUAUUUCCUCAGAUGGCUAAGUAAAGAUUGAGAGGUGGUUAAGGAUUCUGGAAACAUCUUUGCCUAGUCAGGUUUACAAUUUUCUUUAGUUGAAUCUUUAAAUUGACUGUAAUCUAUAGUCUGAGGAUUCCCACUCAAUAACUGAGUUUUCUUUUAGGUGUUUCUUAAUCCAGCUCAAGGUGACAUGAAGUUCCAGGAGAUUGUCAGUUAUGAUUGCACUGCUAGCUAUUAUAGAAUAAUAGCAUUUGCUAUACUGUUCCAGCCACGAGGAAAGAAGAAAGACAUACAUAGAUUGCUUCCUUUGAAUGGUUUGCUCUGCUGAAUAUAUUUUUAAAAAUUAUCCUAGUCACCUGCAAAUUUGUAAUAUAGUUAUUCCUCUUUAGGAUUUGAAAAUGUUUUAAAACUAUAUGCUGGGUAAUUCUAAACAGCUGUAUAAAUAUUUGGUUGGCCAAAAAGUUCGUUUAGUUUUUUCCCCAUAAAAUAAAAGACAUAUUUUCCAUUUUCACUAAUAACUUUACUGAUUCGGAUAUUUUGAGUAUGUUGUCUGUCUCCUGUGUGAUAAAAUAUUGAUUGUUCUCAAUGUCUCGAUUUGAUUGCUAUCAACAUCAUCUGGUCUAUCCAACCAUGGAGCAAGAAAUCCAGGGAGAAAUCU